Hypoxylon trugodes is the source of this 1545-nucleotide messenger RNA. RefSeq lists its product as uncharacterized. Bases 1 to 1545 code for a protein of 514 amino acids. The transcript has 5 exons. The record is from RefSeq and is a predicted model, not a curated record. Lineage: Eukaryota; Fungi; Ascomycota; Sordariomycetes; Xylariales; Hypoxylaceae.
AUGGCGAUAGAGGAAGGUUCACAUUUGACUCACAACGCCCUUGAUCUUGAAAGCGACAUAAACGAUGAUGAAUACUUAGAUAUUAGCGACAAAUCUAUACAAGAUAUUACAGAAAUACUGCUAGGCCAAAUUGGAUUCCUGCUGGAACUCGGACCAAGACUAAAGGAACCCGUUCCGGAAUACCUCACUGAAGAACAGCCGGGCUAUCCUGAGCUACUUUCUCCCUGGAAGCCUGAAGAGCUAUUUACUAAUAGGAUAUUGGAAAAAUUCCCAAAAUGCGACACCCAUCUAGCUGCUGCUCUUGGAGAAGCGAAUUGGCGAUCCAUUGAAAGGCGAACAUCAGACCCUGAAAAUACGAUGAUACGGGUAGAUGCCGAUAAAGUAAUCGUUUUCCAUGACUCUACCUUAGGAAAAAGCCUCCAACCUAGAAGCUUCUCAGCCCCUACUGUGGUAUCCUACGGCGACAAUGAGGAGACUAGAGCGAGGAUACCCCAACUACCAAGUGAUGCAGAAGAAGGGGAAUCGUUCGAGUGCAUUGCAUGUAGGAGGUGGAUAGAGGAACGAGAUAUGAAGACAUGGAAACAGCAUCUUUUUGCCGAUCCCCAGCCAUGGGUUUGCUUCCAAACGGCUUGCCCAUGUGGAUUUGCGCCAUUCCAAACGCGAUCGGAAUGGAUCAAGCAUCUGUAUAAAGGGCAAGAGCUGCACUCGGAGUGGGAUGAUAAAACCUGUCCCAUCUGUCUCGUGGUUAUUGACGACGGUAGCCUCGCGACUAUUUCUCACGUGGCACACCAUCUAGAAGAGAUAGCACUUGCAUCGCUGCCAUGCAACCUCAACGAUGAUAAUCAGAAUGAAAGCGGAAUAGCAGCAGAUGACAUGUCAUCAAAUUACAACACCGUUAACCCCAAAUUUGGCCAUGCGUUUAAGCAAGAUGACUCGACGCAAUAUUCUUCCACAUCUAGUUUCAGACCCGAACCUGAGCUCGAAGCCCCAGAAACUCCACUAGAUAAGAAAGAGAAACUUCCAGAUAUUGUUAAUAACUCUGUUGGGAAAGGAGAAGGGGGCGGAGGCGGAGGAGGAUUGAGGGCGAAAGAAUCUGGCUGGUAUUGUUAUGGUUACCAUUUUGGUCCAAUGGCCAUCGAUAUGAUUCCCUACUACAUUAAUUGCCAAGAUCAUAGAAGGUUACACAUAUCUAUGGAUUCCAACGAAGACCUAUGUCGAGACAUGUCGAUACAAAUAAUAGACGACUCCCACGUCGUCUACAACGACAAUAGCGGUUCAGAUAACGAAAGCGAUGCCAGCGAUGGCGAGAACUUAUGCAUUUACAGCAUACCUCUACACAACUCUUCUUCCAUGUCUAAUGACGGCUAUGGGUCUGAAACUAGAGCGCUGAACGAGCGACUGAAAAAGAAGAUGCUUCCAGGCGUCGUUUAUGGAUCUGUCUCAAAAACGAUCGCGCCUUCUACGACACAAAGUGUUUGGUAUUUGCUCAUGCAAGUUUGGCCCAAUGACCAUAGAAGUAACUCCUUGCUGCCUGAACUGCCAUAG